Molecule: messenger RNA, 1837 nt
Organism: Daldinia loculata
Lineage: Eukaryota; Fungi; Ascomycota; Sordariomycetes; Xylariales; Hypoxylaceae
Product: glycosyltransferase family 1 protein
Exons: 1
Coding region: 128-1651 (507 amino acids)
Molecular function (GO): glycosyltransferase activity
Source: RefSeq, a predicted model, not a curated record
GGAAUUAUUUAUAAUCUUGAAUUUUCUAGAAUCUAAGCUAAAUUAAUAUAAAACUUAGAACACAUUAGAGGUAGUUAGGUAAUUCUAUUCCGAAACUGAACUGCAAGCGGAAGCACAGAAAAUCAUAAUGACCGACCCGGAGCCCAUCCAGGCCGAAACACACCGCCCCUUUGUGCUAAUCGUCUGUCACUCCUUAACGGGACAUCUCUCCCCCUUGAUACGCAUAGCUACAGCCCUUCACGCGUUAGGCUGGGAGACCUUCUUCCUGGGACCGACCGCGCACCGCCGAGGUAUAGAAGCGGCCGGCGCCGUCUUUCUGCCUUUACGGGAAGAUGCCGACCUCGACGAUAAGGCGUACUAUGAAAACCCGCCUUCUCCCGGAUACGCAGCACUGCACUGGGCUGACCGCGUGCUGGUUGAUCUGCGCAGGCAGUGUCUCGAUCCUCUUCCUACGCAAUGGUCCUGCUUCGUGGACGCCCUGAGAGUGUUACGGACUCGCGAUCCGGGGCGCAAGAUUAUCUUAUUAGCCGAGGCAUUCUUCUAUGGCACCUUACCGCUGUUCUAUGGCGCAUCACUUCCCCAUGAUUUGAGAUUGGAAGAGAUUCUAUUAGGAUCAUUGUGCGUCUCGGUGACUAUACCCGCGAUCCGUAGUGUCGACUUACCGCCUGCUGGGUAUCCCUUCCCCUUCGACUCGUCACCAGAUGGCCGCGUGCGUAACGCAGAUCUCUGGGAAAGGAGUUGGGAGCGCAAAGCUAGCUACCUAACUGCACUCCUGGUUACUAAGAUGCGCGAGGCGGGUGCUAAUCCCCCUGUUGACGAGAUAUUCCUCUCAGGCGCAAAUUAUCUGUGUCAUGAUACUAUCCUACAGCUCGGCGUCCCUGGGUUUGAAUAUCCACGCAGUGACUGGCCUCCUGGCUUCAAGUUUGCGGGGCUAGUACAAGGCCCGCCACCGAGCAGCAAAUCCGGAACGCAACCUUCUUCUCAUACUCCUGCUCGUAAUAGCAAAAUUCCUAACUUCCCUUGGUGGUCUGAACUCACAUCCAAUACCGCCCUUUCUACCCUUCUACCCUCAGACCCGCGCCGCGCCGCAAAAAAGAAGGUUAUCGUCGUCGCGCAAGGUACCAUAGAGAUCAACCCCUACGAUCUGAUCGUACCUACACUGCAUGCCUUCGCCAACCGGUCGGACGUGCUGGUUGUUGCCAUACUCGGCUGGAAGGAUGCCAAUCUAUCUAGCUACGGUGUCGAUAUUGAGAUUCCGCCUAACGCUCGUAUUGCCGACUACCUUUCGUACGAUGCGGCACUGGCCCACGCUGACGUAUGGGUACAUAACGCGGGGUUCGGCGCUGUGAACCACGGUAUUGCGAACGGGGUCCCUAUGGUAGUCGCGGGCGAAGGAAUGGAUAAAACGGAAAACUCGCGACGAGUGGCCUGGUCCGGGAUCGGAGUCGACCUCGGCUGCGCGAAACCAUCAGUUGAGCAGGUUAGAGGAGGCGUUGAACGCGUGCUAGAAGAUGAACGGUUUACAAAAUGCGUGCGGGAGCUACGGAAACAGAGCCAGGAGAUAGACUGCUUCGGCAUGGUUCACAGUGAACUAGUUAGGAUAAUGAAAACACGGCCUGGCAUUAAGCAACGGAGUCUAGAGUCUGAAUGAAAAGGGUUCGCAUUUACUACCUGCUGCCAAAUUUUGGCCCGUGUCCACGUGCAGAAUGGUAUCAGAUCAAUCAAGUUGCUUCCUGUAAACACUUCCAUCGAUGAUUAACUUCCUAGCACCCUCCUAUUUAGAGAAUACAGUCCAUGGGAAGCCAUCUCAACCCUCCUUCCAGUAUCUCUACAUACU